This is a messenger RNA of Oryza sativa Japonica Group (Japanese rice), 2094 nucleotides long. The record is from RefSeq and is a predicted model, not a curated record. Lineage: Eukaryota; Viridiplantae; Streptophyta; Magnoliopsida; Poales; Poaceae.
AAUACAUAAUCCCCAACCGGUAAGAUGCUCAAACUUGUAUCUUGGUGCUUCUGAUGUUGCGAUAGUGUGAUGCUUGUACAUCUUGGAGGAGUAGAGUAUCCCGGUCAAAGCCAUCAGCCAUCUCGACGUUUUCUUCCAUCUCGCAUAUUUCCUGCAAUGGCAGGGAAUGCGUCAGGGGUGCGGAGGCUCUACCUCUCUCUCUACAACUGGAUUGUCUUCAUCGGAUGGGUUCAGGUGUCGUGGUUCAUGAUAUUGGCAUUGCUGAAGAACGGAUAUGAGGCCGUGUAUGCUGCCGUAGAGCAGCAUCUGCUGUUCGCGCAGACUGCUGCAAUCAUGGAGAUUCUUCAUUCCAUUGUAGUACAACGCCCGCGUCACUCGCCCUAGGGCGACACGGGCGGCGACACCGCGCGCGCCGCCACAAACUUCUCCUCCUCCCCUCCGCCUCGCCGCCGCCCGAGCAGCCGCCGGCAAAGCCGUGCGGCGGCAAGGAUGGCGGCGGCGGGGCCUUCUCCCUCUCUCGAGAAGCGCGGCUGGGGCACCGGCGGGACCCGAGCGAAGCGGACGGCGGCGACAGUGUCCGGCGCCAUCUGGGCCAAAUGCGGCGGAUCCGGCUCCGCCGGAGGUGGAUCUGGCCCUGUCGCGGCCAGAUCGGGAGGGGCAUGCCGCUCCUGGCAGGAGGCGGCGUGGGAGGCGGCGACCGCGACCGUUGGUGGGGGGGACGACGGAUCCGGCCACUCUGGCGGCAGAUCCAGUCCCCCCGGAUGGCUGCGGCCGGCAGGCGGAGGUGGCCGACGCCGAGGAGGUUUGCGGCGGAAGGCAGUGGCGACGGCGACCGACGGAGAAGCGAGGGCGGCGACGGCGACCGACGGAGUCGAGAGGGCGGCAACAGCAGCCGACGGAGACGCGUAGGCGGCGGCAGCGGCUGGUCGGCGGGACCGGCGACGGCGUGCAUGGCGCGACGCGCGCGAGAUCCGGUGAUGCUGGAGGCGGGGUGGGAGAUGGUGGCAGGGCACGGUGGCGGUGCUGGCGGCGGGGUGGGGGCUGGUGGCGGGGCUGAGUGGUGGCGGCGGUGGAGCUUGGUGGUGAUGGCGGCGGCGGAGCCCAAGCUGCGGUGGGCAGCCAACGCCGCGCGACAGCUGGGCGUCUGGCUUCCCCCGGGCAAGAUCCGAUCCCCUCCACCGGAUUUGGGGCGAGAGCAUCGUGCUUCGGUGGACGUUCUAGUGCCGCGUCAUUUUGGACGGCGGGUGCACUGUGGCGGAGGGGUCAACAGCACGGUGCGGAGGGUGGCAUGGCGCCGGUGUAACGGUCUGGUGGUCCGAGGUGACAUGGACAACGGAUUCGUGGCGGAGCCGGCGGUUACUCUGUCAGGGGGAGCCGCGGUCCUCUCGACGUGCACCUUCCUAGACAUAUGUCCUCUUGCGACGGCGACUUUGUCGGCAAAAGUUGGCCACGUCGUGCGGGCUAGUGUGGGGGAGAGGGCAUCCAUUCUUCUCUCUCACCCUCUCCCCAUCCAACCCAACUGCGUGGAUGGAGCCGGUGUGUGUCGAGGUUCGAGCUUCCCCAUGGCGAUUGACUGGCGGCGUGGUGCCGGUGCGGUGGCCAUGCGUCGAAGGUUUUCGCUGGUGGUGGCUGCGGAGCGUGUAGGAGUUCAGUUCUUGGGAGAGACAAAUUUUGGGCGAAAGCUCUGCCUUCGAGCCGGCAACAACGACGCCUGUGGGUGCCGUUUUUUCCUCUUGGGGUGUUGCCGCUUUUCUUGUCUCUCCCAAUUACUUUCUUCAGGUGAAAACCUUGUCCUGGCCCUCCGGGACAGGCGACAGCGGCACUUUUGGUGUCGUACCCUUCUUGAAGGUGUCGUCUCGAAGACCUUCAGUUUUGCUCAUGCAGUGGGUUUUGUUGUAGACGCGCGGUGUGGUUGUAUUUUCUUUUUUUGUCUGUGGUCUUCUAGGACUAUAGAUUGUAUUUUUCUCCUGCUUUAUCAAUACAUGAAACUCGCACUGUCUUGUGUGGCUCGUUUCAAAAACAAUAGCCUGGAAUUUAAAUAAAUCAAGAGAAGUUUCAGUUUUGAGAAAAUCGUCUUGUUAACUUCUUCCUAAA